Messenger RNA from Schistosoma intercalatum, 4902 nucleotides. The record is from the annotation of a GenBank genome assembly. NCBI's taxonomy places the organism in Eukaryota, Metazoa, Platyhelminthes, Trematoda, Strigeidida, Schistosomatidae.
AGGCGUUAUUUUGAAAAGGUUUCCAACGACGCCGGGUCAUAUGUGCCGUACAGUUUAUAAAUGAGCAUUGGAAAUAAAAAAUAUUCUCAGAUCUCUAGUUUCAAGCCUAAUGAUAGAGAUGUACCCCGAGCUCCUGCGCUGCCAAAUAGAACUUCAGCACGUGGUUGGCAUAAAAGCGAAUCAAGUAGUAAAGAAAUGAAGAAGUUAAGCAAAGAGCUGCCUCAUGUAAAAAGUUGUGCUUCGAAAUGCCAACAAAGUAAUCAGAAACAAUUAGUAAACAUCACACCAUCUGCUUGCAUAUCCAAGUUCUCUCUUAAAUCGGUUAACGACAAAGAAACCAAGCAUUUAAAUUUUAAUAGAAUAACAAACAUUCAAAUUGAUGUAAAACCGUCCACCACUUAUACUUCAGCCGCUACAAAUAAUACACAUAGGUUAAAACGUUCAAUAAUUAGAAAAGAUGAAAAGGAUUUUUUUAGCAGUUUUGAGAAAAAAUAUUCUAUACACAAUUAUAAUCCUUUAAAAUUAAAUAAUAACUGUCAUAUAAGUAAACCAGAUUACAAACAUGCUCUUAGCUUGACAACUGGCAAGUCAGAACUGGUAAAAAAGGUGUCAGUUAAUCAAUCUGAUCAUUCUAAGUGUAGUAAUUAUCUUUCAUUGAAUGGAAGUCAGUUAUCUUCAUGGUUAAUGCAGUGUAACAAUGCUUCUACGACAUUACAUAAUAAAAAAGAAGCGAUAGAUUCAACUCCACGAGGAUACGUCAACAGCUAUUUAUCUUCACAGCCUUUUAUAAAACAAUCAACUAAUGUAGUAGUUGGGUCAGGAAAGAGCAUUGAUUUCAAUGAGCAGAAAUCAAAUGGGAAAGCUAAACGUGUUUCAAAUGAGUUAAAUACAAUCAGUUCAGAGUAUUCUAUAAAAAAACAUAAUAAUCGCAAUCACAAAACAUACAACAAACCAACAAACAUCAAUGCUUCGAAAUAUUAUCGAUGUUCAAAAAUCGAGCCGAGUGAGCAGUUAAUUGAUAAUGAAUCUGAUGAGAACGUAAAUUCUAGUGCUGCCAAGUAUUAUGAUAUUAACUCUACAAAUGUAACAGAUUGGGGUAGUGUUUCUUCAUCUGAAUGGGGUGAUGAUAUGUGUGAGUUUGAUCGUCAACAAUCUUUCCGUGUACAUGAAAUGUUUGAGGAAAUCGAUCGGAUUUUAUUUGAUAACUCGAAUCCAGAUCUACAAGAUUCAAUGCUGAGGUAUACAUCAAUAACAACAACAAAUGUUGACGAUGAACCGUCUCAGCAUAUCAAUACUUCAAAUAUUAUCAAUUCGCCUUCAUGCACGGAUGGUUAUGAUUCAAUGGGUUUAGAUAAUUUUGCAUUAAUGUCUUUAGAUUCAAUUAAAAAUCGAAACCCACCUUAUCAGUAUCCUGAUCAUCUUAAUUCAUCAGUUACCAACUGUAUAAAUAAUAAUCCUUGUGGAAUUCAAGAUCAUUUAUUUUAUGAAUGUAAAGACUGGUUAUCUCGAUUCCCACAUUUACGUGUUGUUGGUAAACAAAUAAAACUUUCUGAUGAAAAUAAAUCUACUUUUCAUCAUGAUGAUAGUAAUCUCAUAUCAGUGUUCCCUAACAUGAUUAACGUAUCAAGCACAAUCAUGGAUACAUCUCUGAAUAUGAAGAAAGUUAUCACUGACAGAAGGUUAAAUCAUAUACAAAGUGAAACGGGGAAAAUUGAAGAUCAACUUUCUAGUCCACCAACAUCCACUAACUGCAUGGAGGAAGAGAUAUUCGCUAUAGAUGGUGAGUAUGAAGAAUGUACGGAUGGUGUAACCGUAAGCAGCAAAUACAAUCCAACUUGCAACAUCGAACAAAGUAAACAAUUAUCAUCAUACGAUCAUACGCAUAUUCAAGAUAAAUUGUUAUUUGAUGGUAAAGAGCCUAAGAUUUCGAAGUCCCAUCAAAGUAACAAACAUCAUGGUCAUCAUAAGUAUCACGGUUAUCAUCAUUUUAGACAUAAACACAAAGAAAAAUCGAAUCCUGCUCCAACACAUUCGAAUUCAGAAGAAUAUAAUGACAAAUUAUGCAUCUUACCUGAUGCAGUAUCUAAUUCGUGUUUCCCUUCAUCGCUUUCCAUAGCAUUGGAAAGGGUUAAGCAACCUGAUAGUUUGGAUAAUUGUCAUUCGGAAAGCGACUUCACUUCCCCGCUAUUAAAUUCAGUUGAAAUGAUUCUUAGAAUAAUAUCUCAGCAGUUAUGGAAUGAUCUUACACAGUGGAUGAAGAUGUUAUUAUCUGAGAAUACGUUUCCGAACUUAAACAAAUAUGAAACUAAUGGAAUUAGUCAGAAAGCUUCUCCUCAUAGUCCAUUUCAAUCUCAUCUGCUACUCGAUACCACUUUUUCACGAUGCGAUUCAUCAGUUGGUGAUGCACAAAAUUCAUCCGCUUUGCCAUCAUUUCGACUAUUUAAACAAACAAAGCAUUCUAAUUCAGAUACACCAAAUUGCCUCAGCGGUCAACACGCUGUACAAACUCAUGAGUCAAAUAUUGAACUUGCCGAUCUAUUGCAAAUUUCAACCAAAACACUUCAAACACGUGAAAAGUCGUUAGUUCAGGAAAAUAUUGAUCCUUUCUCUAAAAUACAGUACACUGGAAGUAACACAAUUUUGAAAGACUCUACAAAUAAUCAUUCAAUAUCUUCUGUAGGUGGUUCACAGUUGACAUCAGUGACUAUGACAACCAUUACUACAGCAUUAUCUCGUAUAAGUCCCCAAUCUAUUGGAACUAUUUCUAUGAACAGGCCAAUAUCCAGUUUAAACAAUAAAUCUGCAACCAAUGUUCCACGUAAAUUUAUCCUUACGUGUAACAAUUCUGUGCCUGAAUUAUCUCAUCAUAGCAGAACCAGUGGAGUUGCUGUUAUUGGUGUUGCCGCUAACUUAUACCAUAAUGAAAAACUUGCUCCAUUAGAUAGAUUACGUACACCUCUACCACCACAAUACUCUUCUAUAUCGGAGGAACCAUCGUUUAACACAGUAUCAUCAAAAACCGCAAACAUACAUUUUACAAAUACAGAGACUUCUCUUAACUCUACCUGUUCGGCAAGUUUAGCAAAAUGUCAUAAUUUAAAUGUUAGUCAGUUACUAUCCCCUGUAACAGUAAGUAAUGCCUUAACUUCACUCCCACUAGUAAUAACAACAACAAUACUGCACACCGUACCUAAUUCAAUAAACAGCAGUAGCCAAAUUCCGUCAGUGAAUACAACCAGUAUGAUGAAUGAAACUACAAGUUCAGGGAAUUUCACGUUACCCCCGUUGUCUAAUCCAAUAAACAUUUUAUCAACCGUCACCACAGCUAUAUGUUUUCCUCCAUCCAACUCUUUAAAUAUAGAAUCAAGCCUGCCAAAUCCAAAGAUUAAUUUAUUUACAAAUAAUAAAACUGGAUUUGGAAUAUAUCAAGGUAGUGAACAAAGUAACCAGCAUACAACACAUUUGCAUAAAAAAAUAUGUGAGAAUUUAGUUGCGAAACAGAACAGCGUUAGCAAUACUCUUGGGAACACAUCUAUUUUUACACAAAGAAUUCCAUCGAAAUUAUCUAUGCAUUGGAAUCAAAAUUCUCCAAAGGAAGCUUCAUUUCCUUUACCACCUAUUGAUAUAUUCAAAGACCGAUUUGGAAGAAAACAAAAGCUAUGGCGACCAUACAGUUCAAGACCGUUAUUAUUAAAUAAAUCAAUUACGAAUCCUUCUAGUAUGUUGACAAGAGCUUGCUCAACAUUGUUAAUUCAAAACCCUGAAAUUUAUAAUGAUUCAUGCUCAACAAAAAUAAGUAGGUUAUGCUUCAUCUCUGUUUGCGCUUAUAUUUUGAAUAAAUGAAUAGCAUAAAAAUUGCCUAAAGACUCAAUAAAAGUCGUUAGAAUACACUCCUAUGAAUGAUAAUGCAGCCUUCUGACUGACAAAAAAGCGAUCAUCAUUGAUCAUGAGAAUAUUUUGGUAGUUAGAAACAAGUGAUACUUUUUUCAUUUAGGUUCUUUUUAGGGGAUUCACAUUACGUAAUUUUUUAACUGAUAUCUGUCUGAACACAACAAUGCUAAAUACUAUUGACACUCGUGACUAAGGUUCCGCAGUUUAGGCCGAUUGAAAUUGCUUCUUAAAACAUUUGUACACAGCCUUCCAAAUAAUCAUCACUGAACACGAUCAUAAUGAGAACUGAACCGCAUGUUUGAAAAAAAAGAUCGAAUUUUCAAACCCUUACUAACUUUAUUAUCCUAAUCUACAGAGCAAUAAUCUAACUGUCUCAAACAAUUGAUGUCAUUGUGUAUUUUCAACGAUCUCUCCAAACAAUCUUUGAACUGUAACUUUCUAUUAUUUUCUUCAUAGAACCUAAUUUAGUUUCAUCAUACCACUGGUCCAACGUGCAAUAUUUACUGUUCUUUUAUUACUUUCUUCCAGUUACUUUUUUUCUUCCCUUUCUGUCUCUAAUAAGGUCCAGCAAUUUUUAUUGGCUCUACAACUAACCCCAUAAGAGGUAAUGAUGCAGUUACACGUUAAUGAUUACAUCCAAAUUAUUAUUAACAUGAAGUUAAGCAGAGAUGUGUUCGUGAGUGAUCGAGCCAAGCAAAGGAUAUCUUCAUCUUCAGGCGUUUCAAGAAAGGAAACUAUAAAACAGUUUUACGUUUGUUGCAGGUAGAUAGAAAGAAUUAUCUUUAUGAACCGUUAUAUAUAUAAUGUGCAUUUUCACAUAUGUAUAUCCACGUAUUACUAAUCACAUUUAUUAUUCUGCAACUGACCAUGUAUUUGAGUUUAGCUGUAAAUAAGAAAUCAACGUAUUUAAAUCAUUUAUGAACCGAGAAAACUAAUUAAAUAUGUAUUUUUUAAACUUGUUUAAACUCAUUUGUGUCAAGACAUGUAUAUAUUAAAAUAUAUAUUGUCUUU